Molecule: messenger RNA, 360 nt
Organism: Phytophthora sojae
Lineage: Eukaryota; Oomycota; Peronosporomycetes; Peronosporales; Peronosporaceae
Exons: 1
Source: RefSeq, a predicted model, not a curated record
CAGCCCGGCGAGCGUGCAGCCAUUUUGAAUGGCAUAUUGGAGGUGCCUUUCCGAGCCGACACUGGCGCUGGCUACGACGUGAUUACCCGCCACAUUGCGCAUGAACUGAGGAAACUGGAUGAUGACCUCGUGGUGGAAGAGCUGAAAGUGCCGAUGGAGGUUGAAGUGGCAGAUGGACGGCUCGUGCCUUGCACCGAGAUGUGUGAAGUUGACGUGCAGCUAUUAACGGCUGCCGGUGCGGUUAAUCUGCGCAGACUACAGUGUGUAGUGAUCGAUGGAGAUGCGGAUGAGUUCUUACUUGGUGAUCGAACUCUGAAGUCACUUGGGAUCAACGUGAACCAUCUCCUGGAGCGCCUCGCA